Closterium sp. Yama58-4 is the source of this 3228-nucleotide messenger RNA. The record is from the annotation of a GenBank genome assembly. Lineage: Eukaryota; Viridiplantae; Streptophyta; Zygnematophyceae; Desmidiales; Closteriaceae.
AUGGGGGGGGAGAAGGGCGAGGAGUUUUUGAUAAUCUGUGCGAGUGAGCGCACAGACGUGAAGGUGGGCAACCGCCACGCGCCCUACCGCCACCACCGCGGCGACUUUGCCUUUGCGUUUGCGCUGCUGUACACGUCGCUGGCGGCGGUGCUACCGCGCGUGUCUGCUCUGCUUGACAUCGCGCAGGGGCCCUCUUGGGAGCAGCCGGGCAAGCUCAGUGCGAUCGUGCAGGAGCACGAGCAGGAGGUGCGGUUCAACCCGGGGUGGUUGGAGGAGGGGGACGACAGGGUGGUGGCAGAGCUGGUGGGGUCGCAGAUGCUGCCGCUUGUGCUGCAGCCGGGUCGCAUCAUCCUCACGCCCUACAGCGUCUACUUCCAACCCUUCAAUGUUGUGUCUUCUGUGCCUGUCGUGCGGAAUCCUUUGAGAACGGUCACGGCUGUCAUGCGCCGAUCGACGCACCUCCAAGAGAUCGGAGUGGAGAUUUUCUAUUCACAAUGGUCCAGCAUCUACUUCACGUUCAAGUCAACGCAGGACUGCUCCCGCUUCUACUCGCUGCUGCUGCAGCAGCCCGGGCUAUCGAUAGAGAGCAUGCGCAGUCGGGACAAGUGGGUGAGGGACUGGGUGAGUGGCGCCAUCUCCAACUUCGACUACCUCAUGUACCUCAACCGCGAGGCCAACCGCUCCUUCAACGACCUCUCGCAAUACCCCGUCUUUCCCUGGGUUAUUGCGGAUUAUACCUCCAAGGAACUGGAUCUCAACUCUCCAGCCACCUUUCGAGACUUGCGCAAGCCCGUGGGAGCCCUCAAUCCCGAGCGCCUGGAGAAAUUCCGGCAGCGCUACGACGACCUAGCAGAGCUGUACGAGGAGUGGGCGGGAAACUUCCCGGAAGGCGAGGUGCCGCCGCACGUGCCGGGCACGCCAUCCCCCGCGUUCCUGUACGGGUGCCACUACUCAACGCCCGGCUACGUGGUGUAUGUGCGCGUGCGCGACGCCCCCCAGCUCAUGCUAAGGCUGCAGAACGGAAGAUUUGACAUGCCCGACCGACUUUUGUCUUCCAUCCCCGAGAUGUGGGAGGGGGCGUACAACAACCCAUCAGACCUCAAGGAGCUUAUUCCAGAGUUCUAUUCGCUCUCCACGUCCUUCCUGCUCAACUCACAAGGGCUAGACCUAGGAGUCAAGCAGGACGGGGUGCCAGUAGGUGAUGUGGUGCUGCCGCCCUGGGCAACCGACGCCCAUGACUUCGCUGCCAAGAUGCGCCAAGCACUAGAAUGCCCCUACGUGUCAAAGAGGCUGCACCAUUGGAUCAACCUGGUGUUUGGGUGCAAGCAGAGGGGCGAGGCGGCAGUAGAGGCAGACAAUGUAUUCCACCCGCUCACCUACGAUGACAUAGGCGCUCAGGUGCUAGCAUCAGUGGAGGACGACACAGUGCAGGCGGCGCUAACAGUGCAGAUGAGGGAGUUUGGCCGCACACCCAAGCAGCUCUUCACCACGCCGCACCCGCGCCAGCUGCGCAAGGAAGUGCGCGUCAUUCACAGAUACGUGCGCACAGCAUCAAGAGCCAUGCGGCUGCCAUCACUCUUCCGCCAGUCAACAGUGGAUUCACACAUCGUGGUGCAGUCGCUCUCCACGCUCAACCGCGUCUCCACCCACCGCUCCCACCUCGACACCAAACUCAAGUCCCGCCGCGGCUACAAGACGAUUCUAAUGGGAGCGCUGAACCCGCUAGUGGAGCUGGCACUGCCAGACCGGUCGGUGUAUCGUGCCAUAGCACAGGUCGCAGGGGGCGAGAAGGACAGGGAGGGGCAGGAGUUUGGGCUCGAGUGGCUUGAAAACACGGCCAUGUACAGAGAAGCAGACAUGCUUCAAAUCUCGAGUGCCAAGUACCUGCUCCCGCUCAUGCCUCUCGCCCUCUCCAAGCGCACUGACCAGAGGGCGGCAGCCAUGCGGGCGGUUGCAGCCCUCUGCAAGCCAGACGCCAACCGCCAGUUUGUCUAUUCUGCGGGCUUUCUGGAGCCCAUCGAGGCAGCAAUCGUGGGUGGAUAUGACCGAGGCACCAAGGCGGCAGUGGAUGCAAUCGCAAAGCUCUCCGUGCUGCCGGAGGUGGUGGAGGAGUUCAGUACAGCUGGCGUCCUCUCAUUGGUCGACCUCCUCGUCAUGAGCGACAACUCGCUGCAGGCAGUGGAGACCCAGGCACUGGCAUGUGAGGCGUUGUGGCGGCUGUGUGGGUUGAAGCGCCACCGCCUUCCGGCACUAGGCAGGGACGUGCUGCCGCGCCUGCUGCCGCUUGUGCGGGCGGGGGAGCACUUUACAGUGGAGCUGAGGGAAAUGGCUCUCAGAGCACUGGCUGCUGUGUGCGUGGAGACCAGCAGCCAGGAGGAGAUGCUUCAAAGAGGAGGCCUCAAGGAGGUCCUCGAAAUCUGCGCCAUGGAGGCAGGAAACAUCCUGGAAGCCGCCAUCGCCGCGCUCGCCGCCCUCUGCCGCAAUCCCGAGCUGCGGCUGCAAAUCGCCGUGGAGGGCGGGCUUCGUCUCUUGUGCAACGCGUCCUGCGCUGCCGAGGCACAGAUUCAGGAGGUGGCGGCGUCGGCGCUGCAGAGCCUGCUGGGCGACGGGGUGAUUCUGAACGGCGUGAUCAGGGAGGAGGGGCUGUGGUCGAUUAUCGCCAUGGCCCAGUCGCAGCACCACGAGGUGCAACGAUUGGCUGCCCGGGCCUUCUGGUAUCUGGCCAUUCACUGCGAGAACAAGCGACAGAUACAGGAGGUGGCGGCGUCGGCGCUGCAGAGCCUGCUGGGAGAUGGGGUGAUUCUGAACGGGGUGAUCAGGGAGGAGGGGCUGUGGUCGAUUAUCGCCAUGGCCCAGUCGCAGCACCACGAGGUGCAGCGGCUGGCUGCCCGGGCCUUCUGGUAUCUGGCCAUUCACUGCGAGAACAAGCGACAGAUACAGGAGGUGGCGGCGUCGGCGCUGCAGAGCCUGCUGGGAGAUGGGGUGAUUCUGAACGGGGUGAUCAGGGAGGAGGGGCUGUGGUCGAUUAUCGCCAUGGCCCAGUCGCAUCACCACGAGGUGCAGCGGCUGGCAGCGAGGGCGUUCUGGUACCUGGCGAUCCACUGCGAGAACAAGCGACAGUCGCAGCACCAUGAGGUGCAGAGGCUGGCAGCACGGGCGUUUUGGUACCUGGCGAUUCACUGCGAGAACAAGCGACAGGUGCGUGUGGUGGGGAGUUGGGGGGAUUAA